UUGUGGCUUUACGACGGGAACUACAAGGUUUUCAACCUCUCGCAGUUCGGUGUAAACGGCGAUCGUUUUUAAAACCUUUCCGUCUGAACACGUUACUUUACGAAAACGGAAAAACGACACCGUUUUCUCUCGUUCUGGUGUAAACGGGACAUUCCAGAGCAGCAGGUGGAAAAGAGGAAGGAGAGCUCAGUCUUGGUUUCUUCUAUGAGAAAGUGAAACUUUCACAUUCUCAGAGGGGAAAUGGCGCAGCGAGGAUUUCAGAUGAACCAGGACAAACUCUGCUGUUCGAUCUGUUUGGAUCUGCUGAAGGAUCCGGUGACUCUUCCCUGUGGACACAACUACUGUAUGAACUGUAUUAAAGGCUGCUGGGAUGGAGAGGAUCAGAAGCACACCCACAGCUGUCCUCAGUGCAGACAGACCUUCAUACCGAGGCCUGCUCUGGGGAAAAACACCAUGUUAGCAGAGUUGGUGGAGGAGAUGAAGAAGACUGGACUCCACGCUGCUCCUGCUGAUCACUGCUAUGCUGGACCUGGAGAUGUGAGCUGUGAUUUCUGCACUGGGAGGAAGCUGAAAGCCAUCAAGUCCUGUCUGCAGUGUCUGGUCUCUUACUGUGAGCAGCACCUCCAGCCUCACUAUGAAUCUUCAGCCUUUGAGAAACACAAGCUGGUUGAUUCUUCUAAAAGGCUGAAGGAAAAUAUCUGCUCUCAUCACGAUGAGGUGAUGAAGAUCUUCUGCCGCACUGAUCAGCAGUGUAUCUGUUAUCUGUGCUCCAUGGAUGAACAUCGAGGCCACGACACAGUUUCAGCUGCAGCAGAAAGGAAAGAGAAGCAGAGAGAGCUCGGGGUGAGUCAGCAACACCUCCAGCAGAGAAUUAAAGAAAAGGAGAAAGACAUGAAGGUGCUUCAGCAGGAGGCGGAGGCCAUCAAUCAGUCUGCUGAUGAAGCCGUGAAGGACAGUGAGAAGAUCGUCACCGAUCUCAUCCAGCUCAUUGUGAAGAGAAGCUCUGAUUUGAAGCAGCAGAUCAGAUCUAAGCAGGAUAAAGAGAGUCGGAGUGUAUCUGGAUCACAGAGCAGGGAUUCUGUCCUUCUACAGCGUCUCUGAAACCAGUGAAACCAUGAGGCUCCUCCACAGAGUCCAGACCACAUUCACUGAGCCGCUCUAUGCUGGAUUAGCUGUUUAUGGUUAUGAGAGCUCUGUUAAAUUGUGUGAGCCCAAGUAAACAGAUUUUAUAUAAACCAACAACAACAAUCAGCUCAAAUGCUGAUUUAAUCCAAACAGCAGACUCAUCUGUCCACAUGUUUAAAUGUAAAUGUCUGGAUUAAUGCAGCUUAAUAUCAUCAAACUGAUUUCUUUAGGAUGUGAGGGUAUUUGUAGGGAAAUGAUCUGCUGGUGCUGCUGAUGUUAUUAAUUAUUACUGUUGAUGACUCUGCUGGAAGUUCUUUAGUUUCACAGUUUUAACCAAACAUGGAGUUUGUAUCAUUUGUUUCUUCUGGGCUAAAGAGGAGAAACACAAACCUUUGAUCAGCUCUUAGGUCUUUAUUUUUAAUCAUAUUAAUUUUACUGUGAUAACUGAAGUUUGUCUAUUUUGCUCCUGUACUCAGACUUACUACACAUUUACUGUUUGUACAGUUGCAGAAAUCUAAUGUCACAGAAUGAUGGUUCUCACUCUCAGCUGAAUCUGAAACUCUUGAUUUGUACAUUUUGUGUAAUGUGUGUGCAGUCGGGGCCAGGCCUGAGUUCACCUUCAGUUGGAGCGCACAUUAACAGAGAAGCUGUUUGGUCUGAAACACUCAGGUUUCAGGUGAUACUGAAUGGACUCUGAUUCUGUUAGCUGCAGGUUCUCAGCACGGCCUGACUGUCAGCUUUCUGUUUUCUGUUGUACUGAUGA
Archocentrus centrarchus (flier cichlid) is the source of this 1888-nucleotide messenger RNA. RefSeq names its product E3 ubiquitin/ISG15 ligase TRIM25-like. The record is from RefSeq and is a predicted model, not a curated record. The transcript is spliced from 2 exons. NCBI's taxonomy places the organism in Eukaryota, Metazoa, Chordata, Actinopteri, Cichliformes, Cichlidae. Gene Ontology annotation, molecular function: zinc ion binding. The coding region runs from base 241 to 1101 and encodes 286 amino acids.